This is a messenger RNA of Didymodactylos carnosus, 915 nucleotides long. Lineage: Eukaryota; Metazoa; Rotifera; Eurotatoria; Philodinida; Philodinidae. The record is from the annotation of a GenBank genome assembly.
AUGAUCAAAUAGCAUAGAAAAAUAGAACAUUCUUUUCUCUAUCAGACUAUAUAAAAAGAAAGUUUCUUUAACCUUUCUAUAAGGGAUAAAAAUACCACUGCCACUACUUUUGGUAUGCCCUAAGUAUUUAAAAUUUGUAUUAUCUUGUCUAAAUGUUCGUAAUAUAUUUGUUUUACAGAUCAUAAACCCGAAGAUCCAAUUGAACGCGAACGAAUAGAAAAAGCUGGUUAUAAAGUUACACUUGAUGGACGAGUAUCCGGUGGUUUAAAUUUAUCUCGUGCUAUCGGUGAUCAUGGUUAUAAACGUACACCAAAUUUACCAGCUGCAGAACAAGCAAUAACAGCCUAUCCAGAAAUUAAAACAUUAACAAUUGAAGAAAAAGAUGAAUUUAUGAUUAUUGCAUGUGAUGGAAUAUGGAAUUUUAUGUCUAGUCAAGAUGUUGUUGAUUUUGUUCGUAAUCGUUUAUCAAAAUCAAGUUUAACUCAAAUUUGUGACGAUUUAUUUAUGUAUUGUCUUGCUCCAAAUACAAGUGGUGAUGGAACCGGUUGUGACAAUAUGACGUGUAUAAUUGUUACAUUUAAACCUCAUCAUAUCCGAGCAGUUGAUACAUCUUCAUUCUCAUCGUCCGCUCAUGAGUUAUCUCCAACAUUAACAGAUCCACAAGAAAAAUCUCCUUGGCAGUCAAUGUUUAAUCAUCCAACAACAUCAGAAAUUAAUUCAACAACAAAACGUUCAUUAUCACCGGAUUUUGUAACAUCUACUGAAAAUGGUACUAAAAAACAAAAAUUAUUUGAAAAAAUGACGACCAGUACUAAUGGUACGUUAAACAGUAAUAAUGAAGCUGAUAGAACAGCAACAUCCACUUCUCCUAAACAAACUUCAUUUUCGUUUACAUUAGACAAUGGAGGAAAAUAG